AAACGAAAGAUUUUAUUAUUAUAUUCGUUUUACAAGAUAGCAAUGACAAGGAAGAGAGGCAGUCAAAAAUUUGGUACCAUCAAGAUCGAUAUAGAGAGACUCCUGAAAAAGAGAUUCAAUUAGGAAUGGACAACAACGCGUCGUUCAAUAGGAUUUACACUACUCCAGAUCUUUCUUUAGUAAUUAAAGACAUUGCAGUAACAGACGCUGGUAUUUACUUAUGCCAUGGUGAGGAAGGACAGGAGAUAGAGAAUAAAUUCAACUAUAGAAUCGAACCAAUUUUCAAAGAACAUGGAGUCUCGUAUAAGGAACAAGGAAACAUAACUGAUUGGGAGAAAUAUCGUGAAAUAUAUUUGGCAUCAGUUACCACACGAUUUGCCGUUUCGCAAAUGUCUGAGUUGGCUCAAAUUCGAGAGGUUGGAAUACUGCUUCAAGUCAUUUCAGAAUGGGCACCGUGGGGUCCAUGCGAACAUUGUGUACGUAAUCGAGGAUAUAAGACGAGUGUUGGAAAUUGUCAAUUAAAACGACAAAUAAAUGCGACUAUUGCCAACAAGAGUGAUUCAUCCAUAGUUAAGUUUUUUCGAAGAUCUCCUUCAUUACCCUGCAAAGCAAUUUUACUCGAAGAAGAAUUUCCUGCUGUUAGUAAUGCGGUACGUCAUUUGCCGAUAUUUAUUUUAAAGGAAACAUGCAAAAAAUGUCCCCGCGUGAAAAGAGUAAAAGGUCGCAGAUUCAAGUAUAUCAAACGAUUCGUACUAGCAGAAGGAGCUUAUCUUACGAUCGUUUGUCCCGAAUCAACUAUGGAUACGCAAGUAUCGUGGAAGAAGGAUUCGAUUACAUUGGAAAGGGGUGUCCGACGAUCCUUUCGCAAAUUGGAUCCAGAAGCUCGCGUGAUAGUAGACGCCUUUGGAACGCUUUAUCUGAUAGAUGUUUCCACUCACGAAGAAGGUAACUACACGUGCUACAUCGAUAACGUUAACAUGAUGCAAGUAAAAGUCAUUGUUAUACCUAAGGCAAGAUUAGUAACCCAAGAAUUUCUACGUCAUUUGGGAUAUCUAGGCUUCAUAUUUCUACUUUGCUCGUUUUGUUACUGUAGUGGUCUGGUUUAUACAUAUAGACGAAGAGAUAAAUUCGACACAGCUGUUCCAAAGAAAAAUACGAUUAAAAAAGAAAAAGAAGAAGAAGAAGAAGAAACACCAUUUAUAUAUUAA
Molecule: messenger RNA, 1208 nt
Organism: Bombus terrestris (buff-tailed bumblebee)
Lineage: Eukaryota; Metazoa; Arthropoda; Insecta; Hymenoptera; Apidae
Exons: 8
Coding region: 126-1208 (360 amino acids)
Source: RefSeq, a predicted model, not a curated record